Prunus armeniaca (apricot) is the source of this 2361-nucleotide messenger RNA. NCBI's taxonomy places the organism in Eukaryota, Viridiplantae, Streptophyta, Magnoliopsida, Rosales, Rosaceae. The record is from the annotation of a GenBank genome assembly.
AUGGGGGAAUUAGAUGCUAGACAUGUUGACUCUUUGCCUACUAGUUCCAGUUCAAGACCUUCAGUGACGAUCGGUUCGUCGCUAAUUCCGGUCAUCAACAAGCUUCAGGACAUUCUUGCACAGGCAGGCAGCGAAUUAGAUGUUUCGCUGCCUCAAGUGGCGGUUGUGGGAAGCCAAAGUAGCGGCAAAUCGAGCGUUCUCGAAGCACUAGUCGGCCGCGACUUUCUUCCUCGCGGCUGCGAUAUCUGCACUCGCAGACCGCUCGUGUUGAUGCUCGAGAAUCGCCUGCCCAAACCCGGCGAUGAUCGGACCGAGUGGGGCGAGUUUCGCCACUUGCCUCAAAAGCGCUUCUACGACUUCUCUGAAAUUCGUGCAGAAAUUCAGGCUGAGACGGAAAGAGAGGCAGGAUUGAACAAAGGGGUUUCGGAGAAACAAAUUCGGCUGAAGAUUACCUCUCCAAAUGUUCUUAAUAUGACUCUUGUUGAUUUGCCCGGCAUCACCAAAGUUCCUGUUGGAGAUCAACCUAAUGAUAUAGAAGCAAGGAUUAGGAAGAUGGUUAUGACCCAUAUUUCGCAACAAAACUGCAUUAUAUUGGCAGUUACUCCUGCGAAUUCUGAUUUGGCAACCUCCGAUGCACUUCAGAUGGCAAGAGAAGCCGACCCAGCUGGUUUUCGUACAAUUGGUGUUAUCACCAAGCUCGAUAUAAUGGACAGGGGCACUGAUGCUCGCAGCUUCUUGCUUGGGAAAGUUAUUCCACUAAAGCUUGGUUAUGUUGGUGUUGUGAAUCGUAGCCAGGAGGACAUCAAUAAAAACCGUGGCAUUGCUACCGCACUUGCUUACGAGGAGAAAUUCUUCAAUGAUCACUCAGUAUACAGGGGUCUCUCUGAUCAUUGUGGCAUCCCCCAGUUAGCAAGGAAGCUGAAUGAGAUUCUGGAGCAGCAUAUCAGAAUGGUUUUCCCUGCUUUGAAGACUGAUUUGAAUUAUAAAAUGGAUACUGUUUUAAAAGAACUGCAGGCAUAUGGAAAACCUAUAGAAUCUAAAAUGGAACAGGGAGUGAUUUUGCUGAACAUUUUAACGCAAUAUUGUGAAGCUUUUGCUGCCAUGGUGGAUGGAAAAAGUCAGGAGAUGUCAACUAAAGAAUUGUCAGGAGGAGCCAGGAUCCACUACAUCCUCCAGUCAAUUUUUGUAAAGUGCUUGGAGGAAGUGGACCCCUGUGACGAUCUAACUGAUGAUGAUAUUCGAAUGGCUAUUCAAAAUGCUUCUGGUGCAAGAAAUGCUUUAUUUGUGCCUGAGGUCCCAUUUGAAUUUUUAGUUAGGAGACAAAUUGCUCGCCUGUUAGACCCAAGCCUUCAGUGUCUUCGAUUUGUUUAUGAUGAACUAAUGAAGAUAAGCCACGCUUGUGAGGUAACUGAGUUGCAAAGGUUUCCAGUAUUGAGAAAGCAUCUGGAUGAAGUCAUGGUAAAUUUUUUGCGCGAUGGUGUAGAACCUGCUGAGAGAAUGAUAGGAAAUCUUAUUGAGAUGGAGGUGGAUUAUAUAAACACUUCACAUCCAAAUUUUUUAGGUGGGAACAAAGCUGCCGAGCUUGCUAUGCAGCUGUUGAAAUCACCACAGGGCGUUACAGAUGCUGAAGGCCAGACUUCCCAGACUUCCCAGACUUCCCAGACAGCUCGAACUAUUCGGUCUGGGCUUUUGAAUGGACUUUUACCUAACCAGGGGAGUCGUCCUCAGCCUAAUAACGAGAAUCAUGUCUCUUCUGGAACUAAGGCUUGGAUUCCAUCUCUAUUCGGAAGUAAGACAUCAGCUGGAGAGUCUAUGGCUUGCAGACCUUUAGGUGAACCAAGUCAUUCAGACUCAAUGCCCUCUAUAAUCCAUUUGAGAGAGCCACCAUCCAGCUUAAGGCCAGUUCAAAUGACAGAGAAUAAAGCAGUGGAAAUUAUUGUAACCAAAUUACUCUUGCGGUCGUAUUAUGACAUUGUUAGAAAGAACAUUCAAGACCUAGUUCCAAAAGCUAUAAUGCACUUUCUGGUCAAUCUUACAAAACGGAACCUUCAUAGGACCUUUAUUCAAAAACUGUACAGAGAGAACUUGUUUGAAGAACUGCUGCAGGAGCACGAUGCACAUGUUUCACAAAGAAAACGUAACCAAGAAUUAUUCAAGGUUUUGGAGCAAUCUGUUCAGGCACUCGAGAAGGUUGACUUCGAUGUCUCAUCCCAAACUUCAAAUUUGGGCACUGAUGCUUCCAUUGGACUGCCAAGGAUUCCAAGGACUUCAGCCCAUCUACACACGACAGCAGGCAGUGAGAUAGGCCAAGUUUCAUACCGUCCGUUUCCCAUGCCAUCCAUGACUAAGUCCACAGCUUGA